Messenger RNA from Cucumis melo (muskmelon), 1450 nucleotides. RefSeq names its product dihydrodipicolinate reductase-like protein CRR1, chloroplastic. The coding region runs from base 102 to 1064 and encodes 320 amino acids. The transcript has 8 exons. Gene Ontology annotation, molecular function: 4-hydroxy-tetrahydrodipicolinate reductase activity. Gene Ontology annotation, cellular component: chloroplast stroma. The record is from RefSeq and is a predicted model, not a curated record. Lineage: Eukaryota; Viridiplantae; Streptophyta; Magnoliopsida; Cucurbitales; Cucurbitaceae.
AAAACACAAGGCUAAGAUGAAAAUGGGCUUAUCUUCUUACGGAGUUGGACCCAUUUCAGCUCCGAAAGAGAAGAAGAAACAGAGCUUUGAAACCAACAACAAUGGCGGCCCUGGGUUGCCAGUUUCCCUUUACAGUGUAUAAGAACUCAAAGAAGAAGAAACCUAGAUCUUCAAUUCUCUGCUCAGUACAACCAUCUCAGGGAAAUAUCAAGGUCAUUAUAAAUGGAGCAGCCAAAGAAAUUGGAAGAGCUGCAGUUAUUGCAGUGACAAAGGCAAGAGGAAUGGAAGUUGCUGGUGCUGUUGAUUCACAUUCUGUAGGAGAAGACAUUGGAAAGGUGUGUGACAUGGAAGAACCUCUGGAAUUACCCAUAUUAAAUGAUCUAACCAUGGUUUUAGGUUCAAUAUCUCAGUCAAAGGAAACAGGAGUAGUUGUUGAUUUUACCGAACCUUCUAAAGUAUAUGAGAACGUGAAGCAGGCAACUGCAUUUGGCAUGAGAAGCGUGGUUUAUGUUCCUAGAUUAAAAGUAGACACAGUGGCUGCACUAUCUAACUUCUGUGAGAAAGCUAGCAUGGGUUGUCUUGUCGCCCCAACUCUGUCCAUUGGCUCUAUCCUUCUCCAGCAAGCAGCAAUUUCAGCUUCAUUUCAUUAUAGCAAUGUAGAGAUAGUGGAAUCCAGAGAGCAUGCACAGGAUCUCCCAUCUUCAGAUGCAGCCCAAAUAGCCAACAACCUCUCAAACUUGGGCCAGAUCUACAACAGAGAAGAUAUUUCAACAGAUGUGCUGGCAAGGGGACAAGUCAUUGGAGAAGACGGAGUUCGAGUGCACAGUCUAGUCCUUCCGGGGCUUCCUUCCAGCACCAAUGUCUACUUCUCACGCCCGGGAGAGGUGAGUUCUAGGUUGUGUUUCCGUUCUUGUUUAACCAAAAUUGAAAGAAAUGGCGCGAGUCCGAGCUGUGGGACUGGUAAAUUUAAUCCUUCCUACACAUUUUGUAACCAGAGCGGUAGGUUUUGUCAUUCUCCGACACUUAUCAUGGCUUGCAUCACAGGUUUACACUCUCAAACAUGAUAUCAUAAAUGUGCAAUGCCUCAUGCCAGGCUUAUUAUUGGCAAUUAGAAAAGUGGUGCGCCUUAAGGUACAGUACAUAGAUCUCCUGUUUUUCUUGAAUGUGCAAAUGUCAAACCGUUGACUUUUUGUGCUUACAGAAUCUGGUGUAUGGCUUGGAGAAAUUUUUAUAGAACUUCGAAGACUACCCUGGUAGCUCUAUCAGAAACUUUCGCCUCUACUUUUCAUUGGACAGAGUGACCAUCUUGACCUGAUAACAAAAAGGAAAUAAAGUCAGAAGCUCAAGUUAGAGAGAAUUGAAAGAGAAUAAUUUGGUUUUGGUUUUCCUUGUGUACAUGAAGAAAUUAAAUUAUUUCGCUCUUAAAGUAUUCCAGUCACAUUUUUUCUUC